AUGAAAAGCGACGUUUAUUUCGACACUCCGGUGGUGCUAAUCGUAUUAACAGGUAAGCUAUCCGUGUAUAAUGCGGAGACCUAUGGGUUUCGCUAUUAACAGGUAGUCUUAAAAAGACACGUAGAUUCAGAUACUUGACUCUUACUAAUUUUUACGUAAUACGAUGAUGGUCCUCUUGGUUCCUCUUUUUUAUUUAUUAAAUUUGUAUCGCACUAAUGAACUGACGUUAUUAAAUGUAGAAUAGUAAAAAGUCGAGCUAAUUAUUUAUUACGAUAUAUCUAAUAUAUCAUAUAAUAAAUAUGAAUAAACCCUUAUUUCCUACCUGGGUUUAUGAGUGAUAUAAGUAUUGUAAACUAAUGUAAGUGAUGUGCAUCUACUGAUAUGUUCUCUAAAUUUCGGCCUAGGUAGGAGAUUAAUCUAUAUUUCCUAUAGUUUUUCUGCCCCUGAAUGGAGGGAAACGAAGUUGGUAAAAUGUUUUGUCGAUAUAAUGUUAAUUAGAUAUCUACAAAUGUUCCCUCCAAAUUUCAGUCUAGUCAGAGAUUAUUUAUUUUUAUAUAAUUAAAAAACGCGUAAUAAAUUCACUAUACCUACCUAUUGAUCAAUAAUUAAGACUUCUCAGAGUUUAUUUUUGAACAGUUUUGAUUGCUUCUACUAUUAUUAAAAUGUCAAAUGGUAGGAUUAAUCAUUAUAUAUUUAUACCUGUAGGUUUAUAACAACAAACUAUUCUUAGCAAAAAAAUGAUUUUAAACCAAGUUCUGUUAUGUUACAUGUUUCAAAAUGCUGUAGUAGGUAUUUAAUACUUUCUUCAAAAUUUGAAAAUGUUUUUCCAAAAAUGUUGUCAUACACUGGUAUCAUUGCCCUACCUAUUAUUUCGUGAUUAAUUUUCCGAUCAUUUCCAUUUUCAAGAUUUGAAAAAGAAAUUUAAAUAUGUUCAAUUUUUUUUUAAAAUAUAUCAUCCGAUUGAAGGUACACAUAUAUAUAUUUUAUAAAACUAUAUAUAAAAAUGUUGAUAAGAUAAUCCUCAAUGUAUAGUAAAUUUUAAGAAAUAGGUAGAACUCGUACCUGUAAAAAAAUAAAUGACAUUUAAUGUCUAUUCUUUAUAGGUAACGUUUAAUUUAACAAUUUAACUCAACAAUAUUUCACUCUUUAAUCAACUUAUCUUAUAUGUUAUCAACCCGCCGUAAUCAUAAUCAUUCGCUACAGUGGGGUUGAUAACAGCAUAGUUUUCUUUGAUAUUGUGGCGGGUUUCGCGCCACAUUUCUUUCUUCCCGCUGGCGUCGCUCGCGGCGGACGUCGGUCUCUCCCCUCGCCGUCGGCGUUCAAUAGUCAUCGGCCGUAGCUCCGCUCGACUUGACGUCUCGACCGUUUCGCUCGCUCUCUUCGCACCGGCGCCGCUCGCGAAACAUUGUUUUCCGAUUCCGAACUAUCAUUAUGUUUAAUUGAUUUUUACCACUACUGUUGUUUUAAUAAAUGCGUACUCGCCUGUUCUCGCGCCACAAGCAGUCAGCUGGCGAGCACUUGUUUAAUGUUGUUAUGCCGUAAAUAAACGUUUCUUUUUACUUUAUCAUUAAACCUCGUGUUUUGGAGUAACCCGCCAAAUUGGUGACCUCGACGUUUUUAUCCGAUCGCAUCCGCCUUCGUCGCAAUGGCUCAAUCUACCGACCCUUCCAUCAUCGAGGGCAAUACCUCCGCCAUUGCGAAUGUCCGUGUUCCAGCGUUCUGGAAACACUCGCCAGCUCACUGAUCUCUGGUUCCAGAAGCUUCCGGCGAACGUCCACCCGGUCAUCGCGGGCCUCGAUGGUCCGCCCGUUAUGCUCGCGUUACGAUCUGAUUAAACCUCGUGUUUUGGAGUAACCCGCCAAAUUGGUGACCUCGACGUUUUUAUCCGAUCGCAUCCGCCUUCGUCGCAAUGGCUCAAUCUACCGACCCUUCCAUCAUCGAGGGCAAUACCUCCGCCAUUGCGAAUGUCCGUGUUCCAGCGUUCUGGAAACACUCGCCAGCUCACUGAUCUCUGGUUCCAGAAGCUUCCGGCGAACGUCCACCCGGUCAUCGCGGGCCUCGAUGGUCCGCCCGAUAUGCUCGCGUUACGAGCUGACCGGGUUUUGGAGGCCUGUUCGUCACGGAUCGACACCGCGUCCGCAUACGCCACUACCUCUUCUCCCGAUCGCCGAAGUCGUUUGGAUAGGCUUGAGGAUGGUCUCGAGACACUUACGCGUCGUUUCGACCGAUUCCUUCGUCGCAAUUCGUUUUCGUCGUCUCGCCCGUCCGAGCGAUCGCGGGCACGUCCGCCUAGCCCGCACGCCCGUUCCGUUCCCUCCUGCGACCAACAAAGGAGUCUGGUCACGGCGCUGCUCGUCGGGUUUUCGUGCCGUCACAACUCGACACCGUCUCGCAUGUUUUUCUGCGCAUCGCGCUCCGCCGCCUAGCCCGCACGCCCGUUCCGUUCCCUCUUGCGACCAACAAAGGAGUCUGGUCACGGCGCUGCUCGUCGGGUUUUCGUGCCGUCACAGCUCGACACCGUCUCGCAUGUUUUUCUGCGCAUCGCGCUCCGCUUCAGGCGCUCUUCGAGAGCCCGUAUACCGUGCUGGAUCGACGUCCCAAGGAAUUCAAGCUCAAAUGAAUGGUGAUAAAUUGAUACGUCUUAGAUUCUCCUAAAUAAAAUAACUAAUUGUAUAUAAUAAAAAUAUAGUAUUUUUAAAAAUGAAUUAGGUAAAAGAACAUUGAAAAAAUAAAAAAACAAACAAUUAAAAGAAAAAUCAUCUGAUAGUGGGAACUUGUGCGGCCACUAGUUAUUGGGCAGUAAAGAAUUUGGUAUUAAUAUUAAUUUAUAAAAAAAAAUACAACAGAUUUUCAACUUUUUAACCUAAUUUAAUAGUUUGCUAUUUUAAUUAACUUAGUUCAUUUGUCUUAUUUGCCCAACUUGAAAUCAACUUAAAUUUUUUUAUUAUUCCUAAUUAGGUUAAUUUUGAAUUUUCAUGGUAUCUAGGAAAAUAUUUUAUUUAUGACUGUUGUUCAUUUAAAAUAAAGACAUUGGUAAUAUUUCAUAUUUGCUUUCAUUUCAAUUAGGUGUUUUAAUUUUUAAUAUCUCAUCAAGUUUUUUAUAUUACCUUAACUUAUUAAUUAAAGUUAUUUUUAGUUAAUUGAAUAUUUCACUUAACUGAGUUAAAAAAUAUUAUUAACUUGCCCAAUGCCAAUCCUUGCUAUUAUAUAAACCAAUAAAUAAAAAUAUUGCAUAUUUGUCAUUUCACAAAUCGCGACAUUUUUUUUGCAUAUAUAAAAUAUUUCAUUAAAAUCCGUUGAGCCAUUUUGGAAGAGUGGAACCACAAACACCCUGACACGAAAUAUUUCUACAUUAGAAUACCUCAGCUUUUUCAGAAUAUGAAAAAUAACAUUUGGCCAAUUGAAUCUGUUUGAUUUGAAACCCGCAAAUGCAUAUAAUUCCUGUUUCAUAUUAUCACAUUCCCGAUAAAAGUUAAUAAUGUACCAAUUCAAUUUUAUGUUUUACUGUUAUAUAGAAGUCAUCCAAAAAUCUGAGCUUGAAGAAUCUGCUUCAAAUGAAUUUAAGAUGCCAGUCUAUGUGGGUGAAUUUGAUGAUUAUAAUGAUGAUAAUUAUAUGUGUAGAAUGGAUGAUGCAGAAGAACCAGAAACUGAUCCAAUUGUUCGAGAAAAUACCCUUACAAUAUUGUAUGAAUUUAAAAGAUAUGAAAAGAUAUGAACAAGAUGCAGUGGAAAUGGUUAGUUGAAUUUUAUAUUAUAUUGUAAAAUAUUUAUUUUAAUUCUUAUUUCAGGCAACUGAACAUCUGGAAAUGCGCAAAAGAGUUCAAGCUUGGCAUGAACACCUUCGUCCAAUUUUAGAUGAAGAAGAAGAAAAAGGAACUGAGUUUGAUAUACGUGAAUAUGGAACACAAAUAUUAAAUCGCUUAAGCAUAGUUGGGGAACAGAAAUCAUUUAGUGAGUUAUUUGGAGGAAUGGCAAAGGAAGAAGUUUCUGGAUAUUUUUUUUUGUCUAUUUUGAUGUUNUAUUGAGCUCGACGUUAUCGGCGGAGGCAUUAUUACGUAAGAUACAAAACGUCGAUAAGCGACCGCCGCCUUCUCGGGGUGUUCGACGCGUGAUUACUUGAUUGAUUAAUUUAGUUUUUUUCCAAUUUGCGGUAAGUCAGGUUUUAUUAAUAUUUGUUUGCGUGUAACAGUGCGGUCGUUGUUUUUAGGACACAUUCAACGAAGUAAAAAAAAUUUAUUUUUAAUAGAAGUGACGGUAUCGUAUUAGUGUAACGAGAUACAGAACGGCGCACAGACGACCGUACUGCUCGCGUGCAGUGACGAGACUAUCUAAACUAUCUAAAAACAUAUUUGUUUCAGAUGAAAUUCCUGUAUCUGUUUCUACUGACUCGUAG
Molecule: messenger RNA, 4393 nt
Organism: Cinara cedri
Lineage: Eukaryota; Metazoa; Arthropoda; Insecta; Hemiptera; Aphididae
Source: the annotation of a GenBank genome assembly